AUGUGCCUUGUGUUAAGCAGUGAAGCGAUUGUUGUGUUGAAAGGGGUUAUGAGUGAUGAGCGAAACUUUCCCGAUUUGUGUCCACAACCGGUGGUCAACAAAGUCGGGAUCAAAGUAUUGGCUAUUUUUGGUAAAGAUGGCGAAGAAGUGAUUGUUGUGACCACCGAUGACCGGGUCUUCGGCUUUGGGAGCAAUUGUUUUGGACGACUCGGACUCGGAGUGAGUGAUGCCAUCGAAAGACCGCAACUGAACGCCACUCUCACCGGAAAGAAGAUAAUGAAGAUAUGCUAUGGUUUGGGACACUGUUUGGGACUCACGAGUGGCGGACAGUGCUAUGGAUGGGGACAGAACUCGUGCGGACAGCUCGGCAUCGGAUCCGUUGAAGACAUGUCAACCCCUCAACCAAUCAAAAUACUUUCCCUCAAAUUAAGAAUCAAACCAAUUCAAGACAUCUCAUGCGGUGAUAAUCACUCACUGGCGCUGACCUCAGAUGGAAUUGUGUAUAGCUUUGGGGCCAACGAUCGGCGCCAAUGCGGUCACGAAAGCGGUGACAUUGUUUGUACGCCAACCAAACUGACCAUCAAAGCCAAGUUUGUGACCAUUAGUUGCGGUCGGAAGCACUCGGCGGCGCUGUCCUGUUUGGGAACGGUGUAUGUCUGGGGCAAUAAUGAGCGCAAACAAUUGGGUCCACUCGUGAUCCCAUUGGACGGUCAACAAUACUGUUGUCCGCAACCCAUAAAGCAAUACAAUUGGGUCCGCGACUGUCAAACCAUGAUCUGCGGGCCCAACCAUACGAUACUAAUGACCGCCAAUGGUAUGGUCCGUGUGAUUGGUUUUGCUAAAUGGAAACCCGAUGUCAAGAAUGGCUACUUAUUUAACGCUGUGAGGGUUAGCCCCAAAGCCAGGUUCAAACGCAUUGACACCACUUAUAGUAAUCGUGUGGUUAUAGCGACCGCAAUGGAUGGCCAGCACUUCAUUAUGGGAACAGAUAAUAAGGGUUAUCCCUCUUGUGUUCCCAUUGAUAUACCGAUGGGUUGUUCGCUGUUUGAUGUUUACGCCAAAUACUGUGCUUUUGACGUCACGUUCACAUCGAUUGUAGACUCAAUACCACCGAUAGAUCCGAACACUACCGGAUCCGUUGCUUCUGAUUCUUAUAAUGAUUUUGAAAGCGGUUUUAAUAAUGAAAACUUUGCCGACGAAGAGAUCUAUGUAUCGGAACCCGAAGAAUAUGACGGCGAAGAAGAGAUUCAGUUAGAAACCGGAUCACAAAUGGCAUUGGAUUUGUCACAAUUUGAUCCACUUUUUAACAAAGUGUGCCAUAAAUCCGAUUCGUCUAUAUUUGACGGCCAGUCACUUGUCUCGAUAUCGGAUCCAAUUGAUCCCAAAACAACUGAUAAUACAUUGCAAUCGACGGUAGGUUUGAGUUAUAAAGACUCUGAAUGUGGAGAUAAUGAGGGAAUCGCUGACCAGAAGUACCGAAACACCGAUCGUAUGGAUCCAAUGAUGGCUUGUUUUCAAAAGCAUUUGUUGAAAGCGUUUAACAAUCGAUUGGAUUCUGAUUUAAGAUUUAUUGUCGAAAAUAAAUCCAUUUAUUGUCACAAAACUGUUCUCAAGAUUAGAAACAAAGAGUUUUGGAGAAUAUGUGAACAAAAUAUGAUUAAUGAAAAUGAGAUCAAUAUUAACGCCUAUUCUUACGACACGUUUCACACGUUUCUCAUGUGUUUAUACGGAAUGAGACCCGAAGUGAAUGACCAGAACUGUACGGAACUGUUAGUAUUGGCCAAAGAAUACGGCGAACAAGAGAUCAAAGACAUGCGGUUUGGGGCGAAGCCACCAAAUGCGGUUUGGGGCGAAGCCACCAAAUGUGUGUGCAUAUGCACACACAUAUGUAUCUUAGAAAUCAUAUGGACCCCGAGCGGCAUUCUUGCCCUGCGGGGUUUUGACAACGGAUUCGUUUGUAUGACCAAAAAGUAG
Medioppia subpectinata is the source of this 1974-nucleotide messenger RNA. Lineage: Eukaryota; Metazoa; Arthropoda; Arachnida; Sarcoptiformes; Oppiidae. The record is from the annotation of a GenBank genome assembly.